Messenger RNA from Bacidia gigantensis, 564 nucleotides. RefSeq lists its product as uncharacterized. The transcript has 2 exons. The record is from RefSeq and is a predicted model, not a curated record. NCBI's taxonomy places the organism in Eukaryota, Fungi, Ascomycota, Lecanoromycetes, Lecanorales, Ramalinaceae. The coding region runs from base 1 to 564 and encodes 187 amino acids.
AUGAACAAAACCAUUGGACUUGCUCAGAAAUACGGAGACAAGUACGGCCUGGAGUGGAGAUGGUUACCAUCAUUAUGCUGCCGGCACGGAGGCUACUACACAGUCAAUCAGCUGUUUGAAGUAGCGGAGGAAGCUCUAUUCUACGAACUCGAAGCCGAUCUGAAAGCUAUCGUCAGACGUGAGAGCAAGGUUGUGGAAUACAACCGACGAGUGUAUGCUCGCCAGCAGGAGAGAGAGCGUCAUCAGAAGAAUGCGAUCUUAGUGGUGCCCAAAGGCGACAAGAAUCAGGCUGAAACUGAAUCUUGCAACAGCAAUGUAAAGGGGAAUACAUCGGUCGUAGAUAUCUGUGACGAUGCGACUAUACGAGUAGACGCGCUCCGCCGCCGCAAAAUUCUCAAUUGCCGACAGUCUAGGCCUUUUCGGCUGCACCAAGAUAGUAUACAGCAGAAGCGUGCUCGCAUCGACAACGAUAAAGAGGGGCCUGCCAGCAAGAAACAUGCAUACUACGUGUCCGAAAACUCUGAAGACCCCAAAGGCUCCCAGGACUUAUUUUCGAGUGAUUGA